Molecule: messenger RNA, 1459 nt
Organism: Pelecanus crispus (Dalmatian pelican)
Lineage: Eukaryota; Metazoa; Chordata; Aves; Pelecaniformes; Pelecanidae
Gene: TRMT2B
Product: tRNA methyltransferase 2B
Biological process (GO): RNA processing
Molecular function (GO): tRNA (uracil(54)-C5)-methyltransferase activity, S-adenosyl methionine-dependent; RNA binding
Source: RefSeq, a predicted model, not a curated record
GGGUGCGGCCCCUCUUCCUCCUACCACGGCUCUGUCCAGCGCAUUGAGGCUGCUGUGCUGGCAGCUUCGCCCUUCGAAUGCUUUCCUGAGCAGCCUGCCUGGUCGGGACCGCAGCCUGCUGACGGAGAAGACGACAGUAGCGAAGUGGAAGAAGAAGAGAAAGGCCAGGGAGGGCUGCAACCUGCCAGGUUCCUCCUGGGAGGAGAGGUUAGCGAACGCAGUGACUCCGCUGUGGAGACUUCCCUAUCAAGAGCAGCUGCAGGUGAAGUAUGAAAGCCAAAGGAAGGUUUUGCAGACACUGGCAUCUCGUCUUGAGGAGCUGGGCAUAGAUGCGCAGAAACCUGGCGGGCUCUGCUGUCCUCUCCGGCCUGUAGUCCCUUCGCCCAUCAUUAAUGGCUACCGAAACAAAUCUACUUUCUCUGUGAAUCGAGGACCGGAUGGGAACCCCAAAACCGUGGGGUUGUAUGUGGGAACUGGCAGAGCAAGAAAUAUUGUCUGUGUGAAAGCCAACCACAUGGAGAACAUACCCCCAAAACACAAACAAGUAGCCCAGUGCUAUGAGGAGUUCAUCCGUCGCUCCCCCCUGGACCCCUGCAUCCUCUUCCAUGAAGGCGGACACUGGCGGGAGCUUGUGGUACGCACCACCAGCCAUGGCCACACCAUGGCUAUCAUCACCUUCCACCCCCAGGAGCUGGACCAGGAGGCACUAGCUACUCAGAAAGCAUUGCUUAAGGAGUUCUUCACGUGUGGUCCUGGAACAGCCUGUGCCUUGACUUCACUUUAUUUCCAAGAAAGCACCAUGACCCGCUGCACCCAUGAGCAGUCGCCCUUCCAGCUCCUUCACGGAGAACCGCAUAUCUUUGAAGAAGUGCUCGGCCUGAAGUUUCGCAUCUCUCCGGAUGCCUUUUUCCAAGUAAACACGGGUGGAGCAGAAGUUCUGUACCAGGCAGUUGGGGAGCUGUGUCAAGCUGGUGGGGACACCGUCCUCCUCGACAUCUGCUGUGGAACGGGCACAAUUGGUCUCUCCCUGGCUCACCAGGUGUCCAAGGUUAUUGGUAUUGAGGUGGUGGAGAAGGCAAUAGAGGAUGCCAGGUGGAAUGCAGCAUUGAAUGGAAUUUCAAACUGUGAGUUUCACAGUGGAAAGGCAGAGGCCGUGUUACCGCGACUCCUGUCGCCGUGGGAGGAUACCAGACCCCUUGUUGCUGUGGUGAACCCAUCUCGGGCUGGGCUCCAUUAUAGCGUUGUGCAAGCUAUCCGAAACUGCAACUCCAUCCGAAGGCUGCUCUACAUCUCCUGCAAGCCAGAGGGUGAAGCUAUGAGGAACUUUCUUGAGCUGUGCUGCCCACCUGACCCAGGGAAGAAGCUGGCUGGAGAGCCAUUUGCCCCCGUGUUGGCUAUACCUUUUGAUAUGUUUCCUCAUACUGUUCAUUGUGAGCUGGUGCUGCUGUUCACCCGCUGA